AUGAAACAAAAGAAAAGAGUAGAGUUUAAAGAAGAAUAUCAUAAUUCUCCUUUACUUACUCCAAAGGAUGAUUUUGAUGAUUUAGAUCAUUUGGAAUAUCAAAAAAAAGAAGAAGAAGAAGAAGAACAACAACAACAACAACAACAACAACAACAACAACAACAACAACAACAACAACAACAACAACAACAACAACAACAACAACAACAACAACAACAACAACAACAACAACAACAACAACAACAACAGCAACAACAUCAACAACAACUAGAACAAUCUCAAGUUCAACAAAUUCCAAAAACUCCACCAUAUGAUACAAUUACACAUAUUUCAGAUAAUGUGGAUUAUAUAACAUUAUCAUCUUCAUUACAUCUAAGUCGAAAUGAAAAACGAGAUAUUGAACAUGAUAUACAACAAUUAGCGAAACUAAAAUCAAAAAUUGAAAGAAGUAAUAAAAAUCAAUUGGUACAAUUUUAUUUAAAAGUGUUGAAAAGGGAGAUUGUAUUACCUAUUCCACAUAAGAUUAGUAAAGCUCCUAUUAUAAAUUGGUCGAAAUAUCAUAAAUCUUUAAGUGAAGUAGAUAACGAAUUUCAAAGAAUAUUGAAAAGAGAUGAUGCUGCUGAUUAUGAUGAUGAUGAUGAUGUAAAUAGUAAUAAUAAUGGUUCAUUAUAUAAUGUUUUGAAAUUAUUUGAUGAUAAGUAA
Messenger RNA from Insectozyma verbasci, 702 nucleotides. NCBI's taxonomy places the organism in Eukaryota, Fungi, Ascomycota, Pichiomycetes, Serinales, Debaryomycetaceae. The record is from the annotation of a GenBank genome assembly.